Molecule: messenger RNA, 636 nt
Organism: Colletotrichum acutatum
Lineage: Eukaryota; Fungi; Ascomycota; Sordariomycetes; Glomerellales; Glomerellaceae
Exons: 3
Coding region: 1-636 (211 amino acids)
Source: RefSeq, a predicted model, not a curated record
AUGAACACACUUGUCUCACCUCCGCGGAACGGCCGCCUCCCGCAGCCUGUUCAGGCCCACGAUGGGCGAGGUGCCCUGCCUCGCCGCUUCACCACGGAUUCGGGGCGUGUACCAACAUUGUCUUCAAUCACCGGUCAGCGCGGCCCUGACCUUGGUGGCCCUGAUUAUAACAACACUUUCCACAAAGUUCAAUUGAUUGAGAAGAAAAAGAUCGAAUAUGAGAGACUACGCGAGCAGAGGCGUCGCUUCGAGAUGGAGAUGCAGAAGCUGGAGCAGGCCCAGCGCCGCGAGGAGAUGGAGCUUGCGAAGAUGCAAGACGACCUCCGUCAGGGCCACCAGUCGGAGCCUACGACGCCCCCCGAAUACCACGAAUCGUCUGGCUUCCCCACGAUGUUCUCGCGUCCUAACCGCUACUCGACUUCGAGCUUGACUUCGCCUCCUGGUCUCUUCAACCGCCCCGGGCGCUCGGGCUCACAGCUCACUUCGCCGCACUCCACGGUGAUGCAGUCCCGCUUCACCUUUGACGACCAUCUGCCUUCCCGAUCCGUGCCCGGAUCUCGCAGAAACAGCGAUGAGGAUGAGAAGGAGGAGGCAGUUCGCCAAGAUCCGACUAGUCAUCGAUCUUCCAACGCGUAA